Messenger RNA from Aspergillus puulaauensis, 576 nucleotides. Its product is annotated as YbhB/YbcL family Raf kinase inhibitor-like protein. The record is from RefSeq and is a predicted model, not a curated record. NCBI's taxonomy places the organism in Eukaryota, Fungi, Ascomycota, Eurotiomycetes, Eurotiales, Aspergillaceae. Gene Ontology annotation, molecular function: phospholipid binding; peptidase inhibitor activity. Bases 1 to 576 code for a protein of 191 amino acids. The transcript has 3 exons. Gene Ontology annotation, biological process: regulation of proteolysis; regulation of Ras protein signal transduction.
AUGGCACUGGGAGCUCACACUCUAGCCCUAGCGGCUUCCCUCUCCCAAGCCGGUCUUGUCCCUGGCCUGGCACCGCUCAUCCCAGAUAACUUCACCCCAUCAACAGAGCUGGGCGUUGCUUAUGGCAAUAAAUCUGUAGAGCUCGGUAAUUUGUUCCGAGUCAGCGAGGUUCAAUCAGCUCCGACCAUCUCAUUCGCCAAGGAGGCCGAUGCUCCAGAAGGUCAAUUAUACACCCUUCUACUUGUCGACCCCGAUGCGCCAACACCUGAUGACCCCAAAUACGCAUACUGGCGCCACUGGGUCGUUUCCGGCCUGAAGCCAGCAGUCGGGAUUGAACCGGAAGCCGCGCUGACGGAGUAUCUUGGACCUGGUCCAAAGGAUGAGUCCGCUCCCCAUCGGUACUUGUUCCUCCUCUUCCGAGAGCCAGAGGGAUUAGAGCUGUCAAAAGAGGAUGUCGGUGGCGAAGAGUUUGUUGACCGUCGCUCGUUCCCAGCUGCUGAGUGGACUGCGAAGCAUGGAUUGGUGCUUGCUGGGGUCAAUUGGAUGCUUGGUGCCGGGGAUGGAUGGACCGAGUGA